AUACCCAAACUGUUGAUGCAAUGGGGAUCUAAAAAAUGUCCUGGACAUAAGAUCAUGACGAGAACUGGAAAGGUUUCCGCUACAUAAGGUUCCUUGUGAGGACCUUUUCUCUCCUCCUCUCCUAUGAUUUGGUAUUUCCUUAAUUCCUGAUUACUUGUCGAGAUGAAGUCCUGAUUUGGCCCUGCACUUUAUUGCUGUGAUAUAUAUUAGGUUUCCAAAGUGAAAAUUAUAAUUCUCAGUUAAAAACUUUCCUUGAACGAUUUCACAGCUCUAUAUCCAGAACUGAAGUUUUUAUUUUUUUAUGAAUUAAAUCUGAUUUUUGCCACAGAUAUUCAAUAAAUGUGGAUUAAGUAAGGGAACAAUGCAGACGUCAGAUCCCUCGUACAAUUCUCUCCUGUACACGUUGUCCCGGAAGUUCACACAUUACGACAGUCAAACCAUUGUCAGGGCGUAUGCGUGUGACGAAGAUUGUACUAAUAAUUGUGAAAACGGCGGAUUCAUACGUAAGACAGUUAACAACGACCAAUGUCAUUGUCGAUGUCCGGAGUAUCUCACUGGUCCUACCUGUGCAGAUCGUACAAGUACAUGUGGUGAUAUCAUAGAACUGCAAGAAGGGGAGACAAAACUAGUCGAUACGGGCGGCUUCCCUAAUUCAUAUCCUGUGGGCGAAGCAUGCACUUAUCUCAUCAAGGCCCCCGCCAACAACAGAAUCCGUAUAACGCUGAAAGGUUUAGAUGUCCCGUGUGGUCAUGACCUCGAAUUCAGAACCCAUCUCAUGGGAGAAUUCGGCCUUAUGGAGUGCGGCUCGUUAUCGUCUGAAAAGGAGUUCGUAACAUUCCCCAACGGUGAGGCUAAUAUUGCAAUGGUAAUUCUACAUGCCGAUGACACAAGCAUAACCCCUGGAACCGGCGCAAGCCUGGAACUGACGGCAUUUGCAUCAGGAUGUAUAGAUAAUCCGUGCCGUAAUGGAGGAACUUGUGAUGAAGAUAGUUCCACCCCUGCUUUCUGUAUCUGUCCCCCGGGUUACAGUGGAGAUACGUGUAACUUCGUUACUGCUACUGCUACUGUUGGCUGUGACGUUCAGUUUGAUGUCGAAGGGGUCUGCUGUUUUACGGACGUGUCGGCUGGCACUGUCGAAUAUUUUCAGAUUCGAAAUACAGACGCCGUUCAGUAUCCCUAUCUUCUGGCCAGCUCAGUAGGAAUAUACACCAUAGCAGACGAGGCACUACUGGAAUCUAAUGUGGAGUUCGAAGAUGCAGUACGCUGUCUUAGCUUUGAUGAGGCUGCCAUUCACGACCAAAACUCGAAUGUUAGAGUGAAAACAACAUACACUGAAAAGGACGGGACUGUCAAGUUGGUGUCGGAAACGGAAGAUACUGAUGGGUUUUUCGUUUCUAGGCAAGCUACAUUAUCUCGGCAUGUGGAAAAGAUAAGUUUUUCAGCUACUAUUUACCUCGGAGCAGCUGCCGUAUCCAAUAUACUGAUCAGCCCGGGGCCAUGCAGUAAUGCUACCUGUGCACCUCUAUCAUUCCCUUUAUGUCACAAUGGUGGAAUAUGUGAUGAAUCGAGUGGGACACUAUUGUGUAACUGCAUCGGUGGCUUCACCGGGACCUACUGUGAAACACCACUCAAGUGCACUUUCGAAAAUGGAGCUACAUGCGCCUUCGUCAAUCCCACCUCAGCAACUGAUCGAUGGACAGUUCAAACGGGUCCUACACAACAAAAUGGGACUGGACCAUUGAGAGCUUAUGAAGGUGAAGGAUACUUCCGUACAGAUGGACGACGGAAUAAAAACACAACGUCUACGCUCCAAUUAGAAACGGAUUUAAGUGCGAUGACACAGUGUCUUGUCCUAAAUUAUAUGAUGAACGGAAAAGAUGUACAAUCGCUUGCUGUGAUGAACGACAAUGCGGUCUUGUUUAAAAAAAACGGGAAUAAAAAAGAUAGAUGGUUUACAAAAACAAUAGAUGUUGCAACCACGCCAGAGACAGAGCUGACGAUUGUCGGGAAAGCUACAAAUAAAAAGGGUGAUAUUGCCUUAGACGACAUUGAACUACUUCCAUUCGCGUGUGAUAAAAUAUUGAUCUGCACGUUUGAAAUCAAUUAUCUCCCUUGCGUCAGUACUGGGGGAAAUAGAUGGAGAAGAAAAAAGGAUGCAUCCAGUGGUGAGAUGACAGGACCACAACAAGCUCACGAUGGAUACUACUUCGUAUACCUGCGCUCUGAUAGGAAAAAUAGCGCAGUCUUGACAUUAACUCACUCCUUCUCGGGUGCUGCGUGUCUGUCCUUUUACUACCACAUGUACGGAACCAGCAUAGGAACGCUAACUGUGUACAAACAGGACAUACAACUACCAGGAGGCGACCCAGAAACCAUACUCACGCUCCAGGGAAAUCAGGGCAACAAUUGGAAGUCUAUUGCCGCCAACAUCCCAGUUAUCGAUAAUCAGCAAGUUCGCAUUGAGGCAACUACAGAAAACACAGAUGGACUUGGGGAUAUUGCAAUUGAUACAGUUGUCCUUAAGAAUUUUGCCUGUCCUUGAUACUGACGACGAUAAUAUAUAGUAUAUAUACAACAACCAAGAGUUUAUUAGAAUUAUACACGGAUCAAUAUUCAUUCAACAAAGAACUUUAUUAAGUGUAUCUGUUCAUCAAACCAACAUUUGUCUGGUGCUUCUUUUCACGUCUUCAUAUUGAGAUAUUUUAGUAGAUAAAUAGAACAAGUUCAUUUUGACCGGUUUAGACCGCAUACACCUGAGUAUGAAAUUAGUCUUUUCAUGUUUUAUUUGUAUCGUAGAUAAUUGAUUAUACAGUAAAAAAACACAUUACUAAAUGCAUAUUUUAAACAUUAUGUUCAAUGUCAUGUUCCAAUGUGCCAUAGGAAUCGUUCACUGAAGUAAUCGCUCUUAUUUAGACAUAUACGUGUUUGUUCUCCCAUACAAAUGAGAUUGUAGAAAGUUCAAAUCGGAUGGUUUACUCUCUCGUCUCUACGAAUGCAAGAUAAACAUGUCCUCUUGUGGAAUUCGUGUUUCUCUUACCUUGGACAGGUGUAUCCACACUGUUCCCUGUGUGAGAUAUUCUUGUUCCACCCUAGGGUUGCGACGGGAGAAUUUCUUUGUCAAAACAAUUGUAUGACGUCACGUCAACAAUACAAUGACGUCACGUAAACAAUGCAUUUACGUCACGCCAACAUUGCAUCAUGCUAUAAACGUGCAAGAUGCAUUUUGCAUAUGAUAUCAAAUGGUAAGUAAAUACAUUAUCACUCACCCCAUUGGGGGUAACAAAGGAUAACCUCAACCUGAGAGGGAGGUUCUUGAAUUUCAUAACGCGAGGCUUGUCAUUGUUUUUUUGCAAAAUUGAAAUAAUCUAUUAAUCCUAUUCAAUUGCACUCGGUAACUUAUAUUAUGAAGUCCCAAUCAGAGGACUGCGUUAUAUUAAGACGUCACAAUCGAAAACCCGUCAAAACGUCAUUUAAUGUGACCACUCUGCGAUCGACAAGUGACACCAUCUCAGGAACAUAAGUAUUGCCCUAAAGUGAAUGCAUGGAUCUCUAAAUUUGGGUUUACCUUUGGUUUACCAUCUGUGUUUGUGUAUACGGUACCUAGAUAAUUUGCUAUAUUUAGUGCUGCCAUUGUAGUAUUAAUGUCGCGUUUAACCAAUUUUCGGUUAAAAGGUGAAAACAACAAGUUACUCAUGAUUUAGGUACAUAAAAUGUAUUUUGACACUGUAAAUUCUUCUGUCGGGGCAGAAUUUGGUUACAGAACCUUCCCAAAGCCUCCUCAGCCCUGACCCUAAUUUGAAACCCUUGAGUAGAAUGUCUAUACCCCAUGUGACCUAUAUACUGUAGACUAUUAGUUAGUUUUUUGUUGUUAUUUUAGAUUUGUUACUUAUAUCAAUAAGCUGACACUGCAUCAGUUAUAAAUUACUGCUAUGUUUUGGUAAUUGACGAGACACUUUGUACAGGUGAAUUAAUAUAACGGAAACUGAAUCAACAAGAACCAGAGUUAAACAAUUUCGUAUCGUUUACUAAAAAUAACGGAAACUGAAUCAACAAGAACCAGAGUUAAAUAACCUCGUAUCGUUUACUAAAUAUAACGGAAACUGAAUCAACAAGUACCAGAGUUAAACAACCUCGUGUCGUUUACUAAAUAUAACGGAAACUGAAUCAACAAGAACUAGAGGUUAACAACCUCGUAUCGUUUACUAAAUAUAACGGAAACUAAAACAACAAGAACCAGAGUUAAACAACCUCGUGUCGUUGACUAAAUAUAACGGAAACUGAAACAACAAGAACCAGAGUUAAACAACCUCGUGUCGUUUACUAAAUAUAACGGAAACUGAAUCAACAAGUACCAGAGUUAAACAACCUCGUAUCGUUUACUAAAUAUAACGGAAACUAAAUCAACAAGAACCAGAGUUAAACAACCUCGUGUCGUUGACUAAAUAUAACGGAAACUGAAACAACAAGAACCAGAGUUAAACA
Molecule: messenger RNA, 4482 nt
Organism: Mizuhopecten yessoensis (Yesso scallop)
Lineage: Eukaryota; Metazoa; Mollusca; Bivalvia; Pectinida; Pectinidae
Product: MAM and LDL-receptor class A domain-containing protein 2-like
Exons: 19
Coding region: 362-2542 (726 amino acids)
Cellular component (GO): membrane
Source: RefSeq, a predicted model, not a curated record